Cryptomeria japonica (Japanese cedar) is the source of this 3203-nucleotide messenger RNA. Its product is annotated as protein ROOT HAIR DEFECTIVE 3. The transcript is spliced from 23 exons. NCBI's taxonomy places the organism in Eukaryota, Viridiplantae, Streptophyta, Pinopsida, Cupressales, Cupressaceae. The record is from RefSeq and is a predicted model, not a curated record. Gene Ontology annotation, molecular function: GTPase activity; GTP binding. Gene Ontology annotation, cellular component: endoplasmic reticulum. Bases 273 to 2750 code for a protein of 825 amino acids. Gene Ontology annotation, biological process: endoplasmic reticulum membrane fusion.
UUUCGCUUUUGAAAAAUUUAAUACACAGAAAAUGAAAGUCGAAGGGAUCAUAUCUGUAUAUCUAUUAUCAGCCAUUCGGUGAGGAGCACUGAUAACCUGAGGCGAUUGCUCUUUGAGUUUUCUACAAAUCGGUGUGUUUAAUCAGAGGAUCGUUUUACUGAGGUUUUGAACUUUCCAUCGAGCUAUUUUUUGUCCAGUUUGGUGGAUUUUUUGCCCAGUUUGGUGGGUUUUUAGCUGAUUCGACUUAUUUAUACAUAGAAGGCUUGAUCGGUAUGGGCAUGGAUGAGUGUUGUUCUACUCAUCUUAUUGAUGGAGAAGGAAACUUUAAUGCGGCUGGUCUUGAUACUUUCAUGAAGACUGUGAAGUUGUCAGAUCGGGGACUUUCAUAUGCUGUGGUUUCUAUCAUGGGUCCCCAGAGCAGUGGAAAGAGUACACUAUUGAAUAAUUUAUUCCGAACAAAUUUCAGAGAGAUGGAUGCAUUUAAGGGAAGGACACAAACCACACAAGGUAUCUGGUUGGCGGAGGCAGCUGGUAUUGAUCCUUGUACACUAGUUAUGGAUCUGGAAGGUACUGAUGGGAGAGAAAGAGGAGAGGAUGAUACUACAUUUGAGAAACAGAGUGCUCUUUUUGCUUUGGCUGUUUCAGACAUAGUGUUAAUAAACAUGUGGUGUCAUGAUAUUGGCCGAGAACAGGCUGCAAACAAGCCACUCCUUAAAACUGUAUUCCAGGUUAUGAUGCGUCUUUUCAGUCCUCGGAAGACAACAUUAUUAUUCGUUAUACGAGAUAAGACCAAGACUCCUUUAGAAGUUCUGGAGCCCGUUCUUCGAGAAGAUAUUCAGAAGAUAUGGGAUUCUGUUCCUAAGCCUCCUAUGCAUAGAGAAACUCCACUAAGCGAAUUCUUCAAUGUAGACGUGACAGCUUUGUCCAGUUAUGAAGAGAAGGAAGAGCAGUUCAGAGAGCAGGUUGCAAUGCUAAGACAACGGUUUUUCAACUCCAUUGCACCUGGUGGACUUGCUGGUGACAGAAGGGGAGCUGUUCCUGCCUCAGCUUUUUUUUUCAGUUCACAACAAAUCUGGAAAGUUAUUAGAGAGAAUAAAGAUCUUGAUCUGCCUGCACAUAAGGUGAUGGUUGCAACUGUUCGUUGCGAGGAAAUAGCAAAUGAAAAACUUGCCAACUUGACAUCUGAUCAGGGUUGGCAAGAGCUGGAGGAAGCUGUACAAGUGGGGCCGGUACCAUCAUUUGGGAAGAAACUAAGCUCCAUUUUAGAAAAUUAUUUAUCAGAAUAUGAUAUGGAAGCUGCUUAUUUUGAAGAGAGUGUAAGAACAGCGAAGCGCCAGUUUUUGAUGUCUAAAUCAUUGGAUCUUGUAUUUCCUGCUUAUCAAGCCACGUUGGGACAUCUCCGCUCCAAAUCUUUAAAUAUGUUCAAGGAUGAGCUCGAUCUGGCUCUUAAGGAAGGGGAAGGUUUCCAAGUAGUAGUUCGAAAUUGUACAAAUGCUUCCUUGGCAGAAUUUGAUCAAGGAUGCAUAGAUGCAACUGUUUCUCAAGCAACAUGGGACUCAUCGAAAACCAGGGAAAAACUACGUCGAGAUAUUGACACACAUGCAGCUUCUGUGCGUGAUGCAAAGCUGGCAGAAAUUACAUCAAACUUUGAGAAGCGUCUUAGUGAUAACCUUGCUGAGCCAGUGGCAUCUCUCCUUGAUGCUGCUUCCAAAGAAACUUGGCCAUCCAUCAGAAAGCUCCUCAGCCGUGAAACUGAUGCAGCAAUAACAGAUUUUUCAUCUGCCAUAAGUGGAUUUGAAAUGGAUGAGAAGACUGCUAAUAAGAUGAUUUUCAAUUUGAGAAAUUAUGCAAGGAGUGUGGUUGAUAAGAAGGCCAGGGAGGAAGCUGGGCAAGUGCUGAUUCGUAUGAAGGAGAGGUUUUCAAAUGUGUUUAGUCAAGAUUCUGAAUCAAUGCCAAGGGUCUGGACUGCCAAAGAAGACAUCCGAGCUAUUACAAAGGAUGCUCGAUCCAGGUCUCUGAAGCUUCUUUCUGUUAUGGCUGCCUUACGUCUGGAGGAGAAAACAGAUAAAAUUGAACAUGUUCUGUCAACUUCUCUACUAGAAAGCAGUGAUAAAUCUAGUGCUAUCCAGGAGAGAAGCAUUUCUAGUACAUUGACCCCUCUUGCUUCAAGCACUUGGGAUGAGGUUUCUCCUUCUGAUACAUUAAUUACACCAGUACAAUGUAAGUCUCUAUGGAGACAAUUUAAGACAGAGACAGAAUACACAGUGGGUCAGGCUAUUGUUGCUCAGGAAGCUAGCAGGCGUAGUUCUGCAUUUUUGCCACCACCUUGGGCAAUAGUUGCUAUGCUAGUUCUUGGAUUUAAUGAGUUCAUGACUCUUCUGAGGAAUCCGCUUUAUCUUGGCGUUCUGUUUGUGAUUUUCCUGUUGGUCAAAGCCCUAUGGGUACAGCUAGACAUUCCAGGCAUAUUUCAGCAUGGUGUUGUUUCUGGCAUCCUGCAAUUAUCAACCAAGUUUCUUCCAACUGUCAUGGGCCUUCUAAAGCGGCUUGCUGAUGAGGGGAGCAAGGUUGGGACAUCUGGUAAUGGUAAUUUUGGCUCAGCUGCUCGGGAAAAUGGUAGUUUUAAGGAUGUGCCUUUGCAAGAUUUGGCAUCUGAGUCUUCAUCACAAGGAAGCUCUUCUGCCAGUGGCCUCACAAACUCCAGUUCUCUAAAGCGUAGACAGGGUGGUCAACCUGACAUGGACAUGGAUUGAUCUCAUUAGCUGAUUGAAUCUAAUGCCAUUAUUUGCAACCCUUAGUUUGCUAUUUGACAAUAGGAAUUAAUGGGGUUCAAAUUGCCUCCAGUGAUUCUUAUGUACACGAGUAUUUCUUUAUGUACCAUAUACAUUAUGGUAUUCUUUGGAAGAAUAUUCUGAAAGAUUUAUUCUAGAAAGUUGCUGAACAGAUGAAGGCUUUUCUAAAUAAUGAUUCAAACAGGUUCUGAGUUUUAUUCAAACAGGAUAGUACUGAUCCUUUCGAAGGCAAGAUAUGUAAGUGGGGAUUGAUCCAUAGUGAUAGAACUAUGCAGAGGGAUGCAUGUGUCUGGGUGCAUUCGUGCAUAUUUUGUGAAAGUUAUAUUCAUUCAAGGCUUGGUGGCUUUGAUUUUGCUGUGUGACUUAUACUGGAAAUUUAUUUAAUGCAGAUUUUAAAGUGUUCGCUCCUUGUUA